Molecule: messenger RNA, 1154 nt
Organism: Triplophysa dalaica
Lineage: Eukaryota; Metazoa; Chordata; Actinopteri; Cypriniformes; Nemacheilidae
Exons: 11
Coding region: 152-967 (271 amino acids)
Source: RefSeq, a predicted model, not a curated record
GAAAUAGAAGACUUCUUAGCCAAUGACUGCGCCUGUGCCAAUGGCUAUAUCUUCAGUACAAACAAUCUUUUAGUCAUUCAGCCUGAUCAACGACAAACAGAUACUUCUUCGCUACUUCGUUGCUACUUCUUCGCUUAAAACAACAGAGAAUAUGAGCAGUUUAGUGUUUAUACUGGAGAAGAGUUCAAGCAGAUCACAACUGAAAUUAACUAAUAGUGAUAAAAUGAUCGAGAAUAAGUGUAGGCGCUUAAGACCCAUCAACACCUUACAGCAGAUCCCUGCAGGUGUUGGUGGGUUUCUUCCAACCCCCCCACUUGGGAAACGACCUGUCCCACCACCCACCCUCAAGAGACGACUUGGGUGCAGGGUGUGUGGAUCCACUCCGGUUCUGGAUUUGCCACCACCAACAAAUCCAAUCAGGACGUCCAAAGGCGAGAGCCUGCCUCCACUGCAACGGCCCCCACGUGUCCGGGUUCCACAGCAGGAGGAACGCUCCUUUCAACGGCGGGAAUAUGACAACCGAUCGUUUCUUCAGAAGGCAGAAGCAGAGGUUCAGUGUUUGAAGAUAGCCAUUCGGGAUGAUGACAACGCUCUCAGUCCAGUCAAUAAGAGAUUCCUAGAGCUGGAAAAUAAAAUCAAUGAUCUCCAGAAACAUUCACGGAUACUGGAGAGGUAUCAGAACAGCAUCCCAUAUGAGAUAAGGCGAUACUUUAAGGGCCUCUAUGCAGAUGAUGAGCAGAGACUGAGAAAACAAGAGUCAGACUCGACAGCUGAGCGCCUGAAGGAAACCUCAAGGGACAUCACGAGAAACAUAGAGGAGUUGGAACGGGUGAAGGUGAAAAGAAAUUUCCUUCUCGACAAGAGGGAAAAGCACAAGAAAUCACUGAAGGAAAUCAAUGAACGUAUAAGACCGGCUCAGGAGGCUCGAAAGGCCGUGCUCAAACGUAUCAGAGACUCAGUGAACUAAAACCUGUCCACUUCUGGAUACCAGUAACCUACUAGCAAACUAGCAUAUCGCAUUUGUAAAGUGUGCUGGCUUGUUACUAGGUUACUACGGUAAGUAUACAGUAAGGGUUGCUAGGUUGUUGUGGACUUUAGCUGAUUUCUAGGGUGUUUAAAUCGUUUGUUCGCCUUCAGUCGGUCUCUCGACGUUG